Molecule: messenger RNA, 738 nt
Organism: Guyanagaster necrorhizus
Lineage: Eukaryota; Fungi; Basidiomycota; Agaricomycetes; Agaricales; Physalacriaceae
Exons: 1
Coding region: 1-738 (245 amino acids)
Source: RefSeq, a predicted model, not a curated record
AUGACCCCUGCCACAACGGCCGACCUUAACCACGACUUCUUUGAACUAAUAGCUUCCAUCAUUGGAAUGCUGUUAAGUCUUCUCACAAUCAUUACUUGUUGCCAAGGGCGACAAUCAAUCACCGCUUGGAUUGUCAGGCACUACCAAGCAUUCCAGCAGAUCCAACACAUCCUCCGAAACGUAACCCCGGACCUUCCCUUCCAUGACAUCCCCCCCUCUGCCAGAUCGACCUUCCAGCCGCAGGAGUUUCCCGUACCAGAAACCGGGCAUAGCAGCCCGAAUCUGGGGAGCUCUCAAGAAGAAGAAAGACAUGGAUACCCUCCUCGACGACCUGACAGUAGAAACCAGAAUGCUAGCCUCGCAGGAUUCUGGAACCUGUGGACCACAACAGUCCCCCAGGUCACCCAGGAGGUCACCGACAACCUCCCUGCAGCCUCCAGUAACACUACCACCGCCUCUCGCACUCCAGGGAUUGGAGACCAUGCUAGGGACUCCUGUGAUGCCUCUAGGAUGGCUUCGAGAGCCAGGACCUCCUCCGACCCUCCCCAUGAUUCUCUCUAUGAACCCACCGAGCAGGGCUCUGACUCCAGCCAAUCCGUCAGCAGGUUGGGGAUCGAGGACCCACACAGACGAACAAUUCACCCCGACUACGCCAAUGUCGAAAUCGCCAUCUCAGCAGCCGGGGAUCCCUACCGACACCUUCACGUCGGGAGCCAGCCCAAGCAUUAUAUGAUAUGA